Messenger RNA from Phytophthora sojae, 1247 nucleotides. RefSeq lists its product as hypothetical. The annotation marks the transcript as partial. The record is from RefSeq and is a predicted model, not a curated record. Lineage: Eukaryota; Oomycota; Peronosporomycetes; Peronosporales; Peronosporaceae. The transcript has 8 exons. Gene Ontology annotation, molecular function: metal ion binding; DNA binding; 5'-3' DNA exonuclease activity.
AGCAGGGAAGAGGCCGGACUGGGACGGACGAGCAGCGACGCCACGCAGUCGCUAUGGGGAUCUCGGGGCUGCUGCCGGUGCUCAAGAGCAUCACCGAGACCAAGUCCAUCGAGCAGUACAGGGGCCGCACGCUCGCCAUCGACGGCUACUGCUGGCUCCACCGCGCCAUCUACUCGUGCAGCCAGGAGAUCUGUCUCGGCCAGGAGACGGACAAAUAUGUAACGUACUUCAUGGAUCGGAUCACGACGCUGCUCCACAACGGCGUGACGCCUUACGUUGUGUUCGACGGAGGCCCUCUCCCUAUGAAGAAAGGCACGGAGGAAGAGCGACGCAAGGCUCGACAGAAGAACAGAGAGUUGGGUGUCCAGCACUACAACAACAAACGCUUCAGUGAGGCCCGCAGGUGCUUUAUUCGAGCCGCAGACGUGUCGCCGUACAUGGCUCAUCGAGUCAUCCAGCAGCACCUUAAGGCGCACAAUGUGCAGUACGUAGUGGCCCCGUACGAGGCAGACGCUCAGCUGGCCUACCUGGUGAAGAAUGGACUUGCGGACGGCGUGAUUACGGAGGACUCGGACUGCCUUCCAUUCGGAUGCCAAACUGUGCUCUUUAAAAUGGACCGCGACAAUGUUGCACAGGAAAUCCAAGCCGUCAACCUCAAGAAGAACAAGGGGUUGAGCUUCCACAUGUUCACUGAGCAAAUGUUCCUGGAGAUGUGCAUCUUUUCAGGUUGUGACUACCUACCAAGUAUCUCUGGCUUCGGUUUGAAGAAGGCUUACACUGCCAUGAAGCAGCACGGGUCUUUUACUAAGAUCAUCCGCGCGUUGCGUCUCGAAGGAAAAGUUCGCAUCCCUGCAUCCUAUGAAGAUGACUUCAGGAAGGCCGUUUUAACUUUCCGUCACCAGCGGGUGUAUUGUCCCAAGAAAAAGGAACUGGUUCCGCUAACCCCGAUUCCGGCAAAUCUGCUCGAAAUUGAUCCGACAAUGGACUUCGUAGGACCUAUGCUGGACAGUGAUAUUGCGCAGGCAAUCGCAGAUGGAGACAUGGACCCGAUCACUAUGGCGCGAUUCCCCAUCUCAGCACCACCCCCGCGCCGCAGCAACUUUCAGCCCAUCAAGCCAAAGGCUGCGAUCACCUCGUUCUUUCAUGCCUCAGAAUCUGCUGCUGCCGCUGUAUUCAACGCCCCUCGAUCAAGCCAAGCUCCUGCGAAAAGAAAACUUCCGCCGUCGUUCAUGGACAAAUGGGCAUCC